Molecule: messenger RNA, 1768 nt
Organism: Drosophila willistoni
Lineage: Eukaryota; Metazoa; Arthropoda; Insecta; Diptera; Drosophilidae
Gene: Brms1
Product: breast cancer metastasis-suppressor 1 homolog
Exons: 3
Coding region: 178-975 (265 amino acids)
Biological process (GO): negative regulation of transcription by RNA polymerase II
Cellular component (GO): Sin3-type complex
Molecular function (GO): histone deacetylase binding
Source: RefSeq, a predicted model, not a curated record
ACGCCACAUAUACAUUGCUGAAGAAAAUAAAAAAAAAAACAUUCACAUAGUUUAAGAAAAAUUGAAGAGUGAAAAAAUUGAUUAAAUAUAAAGUUCUGAACAAAGAAAAACACAUAGCAACGGGGUGCCCAAGUUGGUCAUCGAAGCCAACACAAAUCCACAAAAAAAAAUACAGAAAUGCCAGUGAAAAAUGGGGAAUCCGAUGGCGACGUUUCUGGUGCGGAAUCGGAGCGCUCGAAUUCCAGCCAGGCCCACGAUACCUCAGAUGAGGAGGAGGAGGCCAAUGAAUGUGAUUCUGAUGACUCGUCCGAAAUGGAUGCCAGCGAAAUAGAACGACGACGAGCAGAACACAUUGAGGACUUGGUGAGCCUGGAACGGCAGUUUAGUCAGCUACGCGAACAGUACUAUUACGAGCGUAUAAAUCUUAUCGAACGUCAGUUGUCUGAGGUGCGUUCAGGGCGUUCGGAGGAGUAUGUUCAGCCACAAAAGGAAUUGGAUAAGGUCUAUCGCACCCGAAUCGAGGUGGCCGAUGUCUUGCGUAAAUUCCGUUUACAGAAUAUCGAGCAUAAAUAUUUAUCCGAGGAACAAGCGGCAGUGCAACAUUUUGAGAGCGAAAAACAAAUGGCAGUGGACAAUUUACGCGAAGAUUUGCAUGAUCGCAUUCGUCGUCUGGAGGAGGAUCGUCACAAUGUGGACAUCUCGUGGGCAGAUUGGGGUACAGACAAACGACAAAGCAAAGUUCGGGGGCCUGGACGCAAAAAGGCCGUCACUGUCACUGGCCCAUAUGUGGUCUAUAUGCUGCGAGAGGAGGAUAUUAUGGAGGACUGGACCAUCAUACGCAAGGCAUUAAAACGAUCCGCUUCCUCAACGACAACAACAGCUACGUCUGUCGGUGGUACACCCACAACGGGGGGAUUGGGAGUAGGUAUGGGUCUGGGUUUAAGUGUAGCAGCUAUGACUGGUGUUAACGGGUAACGUUGGGGCGUGGCUGCUUGCGCCCCAAUGCGUACCUGAUGGCAGCAAAAGCAAUUAGAAUUCUCCUCCCACACAUGAAAGCAAACACAAAUCUUCAUUUAGAUGUAAUCACACUGUGCUACACAAUUUUCUUCACCCCAAAUGUGAAUGUAGAUAAAUUUAUCCAAGUCUAUGCGAUUUCUUUAUCCUAUAUUACUAUUUCAUUUUUCUCAUCGAAAGAAUUUCACUCUUCUCUCAAUUAAAAUUUGAACUAAACCAACGAAAAAUCACAUUGAAUGAAUCGAAAAUGCUUGUUAAUUCAAUAUGCUAUCAUAUUGUGAAAUCGUUGUCGGUUCCCAAAUAAACAUUGAAAUGUUUAGACACUUUUUGUGUAAUAUUUUUUUUUUUUUUCAUUAUAAUAGUUCAAUGGAAAUCUAUCUUAUUUCUAUUGCAACUAUUAUAAUUAGUCAGUAUCCUAAUGAUUCUAUAUAAAAAUAGUCUAAGGAAGGCAUGGACUAGUUUUGAAAUUAAGAAAUCCAAAUUCAAUUCGAUAUUCACAUCGAUACAUAUGAAAUGUAUAAAAAUUUGCUAUUAUUUGGUUCUAAGUACCAUUUGGGGUAAAAGAAAUUUGUUUCGCAUUGUGUUAUGUGCAUAAGUUUAGUUCUCUUCCUUCCUACCCCUCCCUGAUCGUUUGGCACCCUUCAAAUGUGUAAAUGUAAAUGCAAUUUUAAGGCCAAUUCCCUCAAGGAUGUAAUUUAUAAUAAUCGCUUAAGAGAUAUGUUUAAUAAAAACAGAAAAAAACGACGCUACGUAA